AUGCUGUCAGGCCCUACCAAAGAGCCGACGAACAUCGUAUGCGCCUGGAGCUCCGACGAUGAUCCUGUGGUCUUCGAAACCAGCGAGGGCAACAGCAGGAGGCUCAAGGAUGCCGAGAUAUCCACGAUGAGGUCGCUCAUCGAAGAAAUGGAAGGAAAUGGUGUGGUGGAUCUUACCAUCAACUCCCACGAGAUGGAUCGUGCCGAUGCAGGCGACGGUGUGUUCGUCAUUUCCCCCUCCGAUGACGUGCCCCCGCUGGUGUUCAAGUUCACGAAGAACACCGGCAAUGGCUUGAAGUUCACCAAUGUUGCUAGCUUCUUUGACAACAAAAGCCUCGUGGGCUCCGAGAUGAUGCGCCUGGUGUGGCGGGUCAGCUUUAAUGCUGACGAGCAGGAGCUGUCCCCCAAGAAGCCGCUCUAUUUCCUGAAGACUGCUUGUCACCUCAAGAAGCAUCAAGCGGUGCGUCUACUGUAG
Molecule: messenger RNA, 474 nt
Organism: Symbiodinium sp. CCMP2456
Lineage: Eukaryota; Dinophyceae; Suessiales; Symbiodiniaceae
Source: the annotation of a GenBank genome assembly